Messenger RNA from Arabis nemorensis, 606 nucleotides. NCBI's taxonomy places the organism in Eukaryota, Viridiplantae, Streptophyta, Magnoliopsida, Brassicales, Brassicaceae. The record is from the annotation of a GenBank genome assembly.
AUGCCGGAGGGACGAGCGGUGGUAGUCCCUCUCAACGAACAACCUCCGCCUCACUGUCUAGGACAAGCCUUCCGGCUCAGUAUCCUUCUCAGACUCUCCCGCUUGAGCUACGAAAUCCCUCUCCGAGUCUGCAAGACACUAAUGAGGAGGUUCAAUCGGGAUAUUGGUGGUGAAUUGGGCCGUGUGAUCCCUGGAAUUCUGCGUGAUAAGUUUGAUGGACCUUACUACAGCUGGAAGGUUACUCCUAGACACGUCCAAGAACGGAUUUUCAUAACCUUUGCGCGGCUGUACCACUGGGAUGUUGGACUCACUCCAACUCUUUGGAAAAGGAUGAACCGGUAUUGGAAGACUCCUAAGGCCAAAGACAAGAGUGCUACUGCUUCACAGUGCCGCAAGUCAGAUCGUGGAGGGCUAGGCAUCGCCAAGCACGUAUCUGGUCAGAAAUCCUACUUGAGAGUGCAACAAGAAAUGUGUACACAGAAUGAUCCGAAAGGAGUCGUCUUUGGACUUGGGGAACUACCUCUGAUGGUUCAAACCGGAAAGGAGAAGGAGAGCUUUGCAAGCUCCACUGCGCUGGAACUCUCACAGAUCCAAGACCAACUUUAG